GAAAUUCUUGAAAAAAAGAAACCGAUCCGCUUGUUGUGUAUUCGCAUCGGAUUUCGACAAUUAACUGUUUAAUUAUUCAUUCUAAGUUAGAUGUUGGAAAAUCGAUAAAAUUUAUUGAGAUAAGAGAGAGAAAUUACUCGGUAAUGUCUACCAAUAGUCAUGCAAAAACAUGCCGAAGUAUUUGUAAACACAGAGAAGAUUGUUAGAAAUGUGUUGAUUAGGACACAGUCGAAAAUGGAUAAACAGAAACUGGUGCUCUGGUUAGGCGAAACAGCAGCUAGUAGUGACAGCGAUUCAAGUGAAUGGAGUGAUGUUUGCACUGUGCAACCAGAAGGUUCAGAAGACGAGAACAUGACUGAUGAAGAUGAAGACACUCUGUUUUUUCCUCUAAUGCAAUAUUUAAUCAGGCUGAGACGGAAACGCGUAGAUGAUUAUUUACAUAUUAUAGACUCCUGGACAGAUGCUGAAUUCAAAAACCGAAUGAGACUAUCAAGAAAAACAGCUUACAGGCUUAUUGAUGAACUGGAAAAGUCGGGGUUUAUAGCAUCCCAUAAAUUCGGACUAAAACCAUUGGAACCAAAACUUUGUUUUUACAUAUUUUUAUCAUUCAUUGCAAACACAGAACCACUUACACCAAUAGCAACGAGAUUUGAUAUAUCAAUAUCAUCAACUUUUAGAGUUAUAAGAAGAGUGGUAGCUUGGAUUCUGACCAAAUUGAAUGAUGCUAUUAAGUGGCCACAAAACUUUGAAGAAAUAAGCUAUAUAUGUGAUUCAUUUCAUACUAAGACUGGAAUUACUCACAUGGUAGGAAUAAUUGACUGUACACACAUAAAAAUUGAAAAGCCCAAAAAUGCUAGGGAAUAUUGCAAUCCUAAAGGAUAUUUUUCAAUAAUACUACAGGCUACAAUUGAUGCAAAUCUAAGAUUUACAAAUGUCUUUUGUGGUGAGCCUGGCUCUUCAAACUGUGCUAGAGUUCUUAAAAAGUCCCCUUUGUACAAUACAGCAUCUCAGAACAGGAAUGCACUGUUUCCACAUAAUACUUUCCUUGUGGGACACUCCAGCUAUCCUUCAUUGCCAUGGCUAAUGCCACCAUUUAGAGAAAAUAAAAGAUUAACACCUCAGCAGAGAGAAUUUAAUUCUUUACAUAUAUCUACUCGAAAAUUAAGUGAUAAAGCUUUUAAUCUUUUAAAAGGAAGAUUUCGGAGAGUGAAACUUUUUACUGUGUAUAGAAAUAUAGCAUUUAUAACUGACACUGUAGUAGCUGCAUGUAUUUUGCAUAAUUACUGCCUCGAUGAAAAUGACCACCUUGAAGAACAUGAAUAGGAAAUCCUAUUACCUGUCUGUAUGGUUUUAACAUUGAUCAUUCAUAUGGUUGUUAUAUUUUCGGAAAAUAUUUAUUUUAUUUUUUGUUUUAAAAUUAUGAUCUCAGACACAAUUUACCAAUAUAAUAUGGAUUAAUAUAUUUUAGCAAUAAUAUUAUAAAAGAUAGGUCACAUAAAUUUGUAUAAUUUUUAUUGCCUCAUUAAAUCUUGAUCUUCAAUCAA
This is a messenger RNA of Helicoverpa armigera (cotton bollworm), 1544 nucleotides long. RefSeq lists its product as uncharacterized. NCBI's taxonomy places the organism in Eukaryota, Metazoa, Arthropoda, Insecta, Lepidoptera, Noctuidae. The record is from RefSeq and is a predicted model, not a curated record. The transcript is spliced from 2 exons. Bases 160 to 1323 code for a protein of 387 amino acids.